Coregonus clupeaformis (lake whitefish) is the source of this 1000-nucleotide messenger RNA. RefSeq names its product small EDRK-rich factor 2. NCBI's taxonomy places the organism in Eukaryota, Metazoa, Chordata, Actinopteri, Salmoniformes, Salmonidae. The record is from RefSeq and is a predicted model, not a curated record. The transcript is spliced from 3 exons. The coding region runs from base 98 to 286 and encodes 62 amino acids.
CCGUAUUGGCUGCUGACGUCACGUUCAGGAAGGCAGCUACCAGCGAGGAGGGAGCGGCCCUUUGGGUGAGCUUAUCUGCCAUUCUGAAAACGUCACAAUGACCAGAGGAAACCAGCGUGAACUUGCCCGGGCCAAGAAUGCCAAGAAGCAAGCCGACCAGACCAAGGGCAAGAAGACUGAGAAUGGGUUGUCUGCUGCUGCCCGCAAGCUGAGGGAUGCAGAGAUAAUGCAGCAGAAGCAGAGAAAGGCAGCUGACAAGGAAGGUCAUGACCUCAAGUCCAAAUAACGUCCAGAAGACAGACACCCGUCCCAUUGUGUCAAAGGACUUCUUCUUGAUGUUAUGAGAACGGAUCUCUACAUUUUUAGAUUCCUACAUUCUUCCAUAUGGCAAAUCACACUGCUCGUUGUGGCCUAUUGGCUUUGUGUUACCAUAAUAAACCAUCUACCUGAUUGGAAUAAUAGAGCGAAGGAUUUAGCGGUUUGCCCACGUUGGUUCUGCAUGUCUCAUUCUGAACAUUAUUCUAUAGUGUAACAUGAUGACCACCAAGCCAUAACAUACCUGUGGAUGUUUAUAGCAAACUGUGUGCCCCGCUGAUUCCAAAUAAAGUCUACAUCUUUUUAGUUCAUGUUUGCGUGUGUUAUUUAGCACAAUAACUAUAAAGGCUGAAGUCUUUGGGGCCCCUAGGAGCUGGAGUCGCUCCGUCCGAGCUCUGUUCUAGUGACACGUUGUUUAUCCUCUGGCAUCAUUUCAGAAGGUUAAAGGGUUGAUACUGCCUACCACUAAUAUAGACAUUGGACUCAACAGAGGUUGUUGUUUUGUCAGAGCAGGGAUGUAGAAUGCUAUUGAGAGGGACAUUAAUGAUAGUAGCAAUAAGGGUGGUCUGAUUAAUCAGGGCUAAUACACCAUUCAUUGGUAUAUACAGCCUGAAACUAAUGCCUGCAAAAUUAUGUGAAUGUUCCUUCCAAUCCAGAAUGUUGAAUUAAAUGACUUUUAAACUUA